AUGGCUCAAGCUCGAGUCGGCUGUGGCUGUGGCUGAGGCUCUGGCUCUUAGUCGUUUUGCGGCUUUCGAAGCUUCCACAUCGUUUUGGCGGCUAUUUCGUGUUCCGAAAACACUUAACGGUAUUCGAAAUUUUGAAGUGCAAUCGUGAUUUAUUAAGACCCAGAGCCCCCCACCGCCUGGUCAGCACUAAGUACAUUGCGUGGCUUGAAGCACGUUCCGUCGGCGGCGGCGGCGUCAAAGUGUCAUUAAAGUGAUCCAUCCCGUGUACUCAUCAUCCACAUACAUACAUAUGUGGAUGGCACCGGUACCCCUACCUCCCCUGUUUGGAUUCGAGUUCCGGUUCGUGCAUUGCCCAAUUUCAGAGCGCGCGACACGUUUAUUUAGUUCUGGGGGUUCUUUGACUCAUGCCUAAUUACCAGUGACGUCGUGCUGGCCCACAGAAGAAGCCUUCACGGAAAUGUGUCAGUACAAGAAAUUUGAAAGUUCUCUGUGAGCAGUCGACUGGCAAUCGAGUGAGGUGAGACAUUGGAAGUGCGCCCCAAAAUAAUUAACAUAAAAGUUGCAAGUGGCCCGAGGCAAAGGAUACUCUCCCUGUCUGCUAGAGGAAUACCUUUCUUAGAGGGUGUCGCUCGGCUGGUGUCAUUCGAAAGUCUGCCUGUCAUGUGGCAGUGGCAGUAGCCAAAAGGUGCUCACUAAAGCCACACAUCAUCAUCAUCAUCCACAACGACAUUCAGCAUGUACAACGAACAGCUGAGGCAAUCCACAGACUACAAGAAGGUGCGCUUAAAAAGGACACCGCAACAGCCUAGACACAUAAGCACCAGCAUGGUGAUCCUUAGCGUAGUUUUUACCGCCCUAAUUGGCAUCGCAGCCGCCAAUCGUCCGCCUCGUUUCGCUAUUGACGGACAGUCGGAGAUUGUGCUGCGACUGAAGGAGAGCCCCGAAACGAAAGUGGGAACUUUGAUCUACACGCUCAAGGGCUACGAUCCGGACAAUGAUCCGUUGACCUUUGGCAAGCGAAACUCCCACGACAGCGAGAUAAUACGCAUCGAGAACACCGGCGGCAAUGAGGCCAAGCUGUACCUGGCCAAGGAGCUGGAUCGCGAGCUGCAGGACGAGUAUGCCAUAGUCCUGACGCUGACAGACAGCCACUACAGCGACCACAGCUAUGUGACGCAGAGCCUGCUGCUGCUGGUCGAGGACAUCAACGACAAUGUGCCCACCUUCCUGCCGUACCAGAACGCCAUCGAGAUACCCGAGGGCAGUGGCCCGGCCGUGAUCAGCACCCUGGAGGCCACCGACGCCGAUGAGGGUGCCUACGGUCAGGUUGUCUACUAUCUGCAGGAGCUCGAUGGCGACAACGAUGUCUUCAGCAUCGCCACCCACCAGGGCAAGGGCGUGCUGCGUCUGCAGCGGGAGCUUGACUACGAAUCGAAGAGCCUCUAUCAGCUGCGCGUGCUGGCCAUUGAUCGGGCCAACCAGGGACCAGUGAACACGGGCACGGCUGCCAUUCUGAUCAAAGUCAAGGAUAUUGAGGACCAGCCACCGGAAUUUGUGGAGGUUCAGGCGGUGGCGCGCAUUGCCGAGGAUGCGCCGGUGGGCACACGGGUACUCCGGGUGCGGGCAAUUGACGGCGAUCGUGGCAUCAACAAUCCGAUCGCCUACAGCCUGGAGGCCAACGAUCUGUUCGACAUUGACCGCCACACGGGCAUCGUGCACACCCUCACCGCACUGGACCGGGAGGAGCAGAGCGAUCAGGUGAAUGGGGCGCACAUUCUGCGCAUCACUGCCACCGAGCUGUCCAGGGCCAACACUCAGGUGGCCCCCGUCUCGAUUCGCACGGAGGUGACGGUCAUUGUCAGCGAUGUGAACGACGAGAUACCCACCUUUGGGGAGGCGCUCUAUCGCUGUGAGGUGAAUGAGAACGCCCAGACCAACACGCCGCUGAACUUUAUCGAUGGGGAUGUGCAGAACUUUGUGUACGAUCACGACGAGGGCAACAACGGCACCUUUCGACUGUUCCUCGAUCCGCCCAACGAUCUGUUUGAGAUUGUGCCCGAGCUGGCGGUGAAUGAGGCCAACUUUAUGCUGCGCGUCAAGAACUCAAAGUCCCUGGACUUUGAGCAGUUCGUGGAGAUUAACUUUACCAUUUUUGCAAGGGAAAUCGAUGAGCCCAGUCGAUGGAGUUCCGCUCAUGUGCAGAUCUUCAUACGGGAUCAGAACGACAACUUUCCGGAGUUCGGGCAUGCGAUCUACAAUGCCAGCGUGCUGGAGAACAGCGAUCAGGGCACGAUCAUCACCAAAGUGGAGGCCGUGGAUGUGGAUUCGGGCGACUAUGGCACCAUGGGCAUACGCUACACGAAUCUCCGAGGAGGCAUAGCUCAUUUACUCCAACUGAAUCCCAUAACGGGAGUGAUCAGCAUCAAGCAGCAUGGCGGAACGGCCUUCGAUCGAGAGAUCAUCUCCCGGCACUACCUAACCGUGGAGGCCAUUGAUAAUGUGGGCCAGGGCAAUCGGAACACGGCGCAGAUCAUUGUGGACAUACAGGAUGUGAACGACAAUGCGCCCACCUUCCCCCAGCGACAGUACGAGACAAAGCUGCUGGAGAACAAGGGCGAAUUCGAGACGCCCCUGCAAUUGGAGGCACGCGACUUGGAUCUGAAUGGCACCGAGAACAGUCAGAUAACCUACGAGAUUGUGGAGGGUCUCUAUCGCUCGAACUUCACCAUUGAUCCGCAGAGCGGGCUGCUGCAGCCGCUGCACCAUUUCGACUUCGAGGAGAUGGUGGACACCGAUCGGAGGACUGGCAGCGGCAGCAUGCGGGAGAUCGAUCUGCUUGUGCGUGCACGCGACUCUGGCAUACCCAUGCUCUCGACGGUGGUGCCGGUACUCAUCUAUGUGCAGGACGUCAACGACAAUCCGCCCAUCUUCCAGAGGAGCUUCUAUGCGAAAACCGUGCCCGAGGAUCUGCCCGGCGGCAGCUCAGUGCUCCAGGUGACGGCCAUCGAUCGCGAUGGUUCGUCGCCCAACAAUGCCGUGGUCUAUCGCAUCCAGACGGGUGCCAGCGACAAGUUUAUCAUCAACUCGGAAUCGGGCGUGAUAUCGGUGGCCCAGGGCGCCAAUUUGGAUCCCGAUCUCACCGACAGCAAGCGCUCCAUCUACACUUUGUCUGUGCUCGCUCUGGAUGGGGGGCUGGGCAGCUCGCAGCUGAUGAGCACGGCCACGGUGAACAUCAGCAUACAGGAUGUGAACAACAAGCUGCCGCUGCUGACGGAUCUGCCUGCGCUGAAGAUCGUGGAAAACACGCAAGUGGGCAGCUUGGUCUAUCGGAUCAGGGCCACGGAUGCCGACCAGAAUGCCAUUCUCCGCUACAAGCUGAAUGCGGAACACUGCGAGGGCCGCAACGAGGAGGGGUCGCUGGUGAAGGCCAGCGAAUACGACUACUUGGGUGCCUUUGAGGUGGAUCCCAUCGAGGGCGACCUGAAGGUUGUCAAGCUGCUGGAUCGCGAGAGGGUCGAACACAUCAAGCUGGCCAUUACAGUGGAGGAUCUGGCAGCGGCCAAGGGCAAGCAGAUCGUUGAGGGUUUCCUCAGCAUUCAAGUGCUGGACGAGAACGACAACAAUCCCAAGUUCAAGCAGCCCUUCUACCGGCAAUCGAUCACGGAGAACAGCAUCAAUGGCGCCAUGAUUGUCAAUGUGCUGGCCUACGAUGUGGACAGGAAUCGCACCAUUACCUACGCCCUGGAGGGCAAUCCCACCUACCGCAGCCUCAUCCACCUGGACGCCCAGACGGGGGAGAUUGUGGUGGCCAAUAAGAUCGAUCACGAGCAGCAUCAGUGGCUGAACUUUAGCGUGCGGGCCACCGACUCUGGUCUGCCGGCCCGCUCCUCCCUAAUCGAUGUCUAUGUGACGGUGCUGGACGAGAACGACAACAAUCCGUAUUUCAUUGGCGGCAGCAAGAACUACACGAUCAGCGAGAAGGCAGCGCCGGGCACGAGGGUGGCCACCGUCCAGGCAGCGGAUGCCGAUGCGGGGGACUUUGGCAAGAUCACGUUCCUCAUGGAUCGCAUUAGUUCGCAGGGUAAGUUCACCAUAGACGCGGACACUGGCGUGCUCACGGUGGCCGAUCGUCUGGAUCGCGAGACAAAGGACUCGUACAAUCUGGUCAUCGAGGCAUGGGACAACUAUCAGUUCGGAUUUCUGGCAGGCGAGAGCCGCAAUGCCUUCAAGCAAGUGUUCAUUUCCAUUCUGGACGAGAAUGACAAUGCGCCGGAGGUCAGCCUGCCCACGAGCUGUGUGCUCAUCACGGAAUACCACGAGCUGCACGAGCGCAUUGCCAGCAUUGUGGGCAAGGACUCGGACGAUCCAGCCACACCCAACGGACGCUUGAACUUUGCCAUUACCCAGGGCAACAAGGAGGGUAUCUUUGAGCUGCGUCAGCUGGAUGCGUGGAAUGCGCACAUCUUUGCCGGUCAGAGUCUGCGCAACAGGUUCGGCAACUACAGCCUCACCAUAACCACCCGCGACUUGGGUGUGCCAGCGAACAUAGUGCACAGCACGCUGGACAUUUGCGUCUCAGACUUCAACGAUCAUGCGCCGGUGUUUGUCAGGCCGCUGCACAACACCACGGUGCGAGUGCCGGAGAAUGCCACGGUCGGCAGUCUGAUACUGCAGGCGUACGCCAGCGAUGCGGAUAUGGGACAGAAUGCCCUGGUGCGGUACCGCCUGAAGCCCGAUCCCUUGGGCAGCUACAAGAUGUUCGAGGUGAAUGCCGACACGGGCGAGCUGCACCUGCGGCAGCCCCUCAAUCGCGAGCGGCAGAAGAUACACGAGCUACGUAUUGAGGCGUACGAUCAGGGUCUGCCCACAUCCCUGAGCACCGAUCUCGAUCUGACCGUUUACGUGCGCAACGUCAACGACUACGAGCCGCAGUUCAUAGUCAACGAAAUAGCCGUAAACUUUACGGAGCACUCGGACCCGGGCGCAGAGCGCAUCAAGCUGCCGGACACCAUAGACAAGGAUCAGCUGGAGCUGGACGAUCCCGAGGAGACGCCCAGUCAGGUGUGCUACUUCAUAGUGCGCGGCAAUGAGGCGGGCUACUUUCGCCUGGAUUCCGAGUCCCAUGUCCUGACCGUCGAUCGCGAGCUCGAUCGCGAGUUGGUGGCCAACUUUACGCUGUAUGUCAAAGCCACGGAGAACUGCGCCAAUGACACUGGAGAGCGCUCCGGUGGCCAUCAGCGUCGCCGGAUGGGCAUUGAGAUUAACAACAAGAUCGCUGGACAUCUGCGGCAUCCGGAGCACAGCUACGAUCGCUUCAAGCACUCGCGACAGCUGCGCUCGACUGAAUACGAGGCGGAGCAGGCCACAGCCUCGGGUUCUGCUGAGGCAGAACUUGUGUCCUACGAGAGCUACGACAGCAGCGUGGAGGAUCAGCCAGCGGCAGCGGUGGAGCCGCCCCCCGAAGCAGACAGCACGAUCGUGCGGGUUCAGAUUAGAGUGCUGGACAUCAACGACAAUCCGCCGAGAUUCCGCAGCAAAAUCUUCACGGGCGGCAUCACAACCAAUGCGGACUUUGGCCUGAAGUUUAUGCGCGUGGAUGCGACGGAUGCCGAUGAAGGAGCCAACGCCCAGAUCGGCUACUAUCAGGUGGGCGAAAUCAGGCAGACACUGUCCGAGGGGCUGGAGAAUGUGCGCAAGGCGCCGUUUCUGCUGGACGUGGAGACGGGCGAGGUGCAGCUGAACUUCGAUCCGCAGAAGGGCAUGAAGGGCUACUUCGAUUUUGUGGUGCUGGCCAACGAUACGCUGGGCAUGCGAGAUGUGGCCCAUGUGUUCAUCUACCUGCUCCGUGAGGAUCAGAAGGUGCGGUUUGUCUUCCGACUGCAGCCGGAUGAGCUGCGCUCCCGCGUGGACAUUUUCCGAGACACCUUGGGCAACAUAACCGAGUCCAUUGUCAACAUUGAUGAGAUUAAAGUGCACGAGAACAAGGACGGUUCGGUGGACAAGACCAAAACGGACCUGUACAUGCAUCUAGUCGAGCGCGAGGAUAACUCCAUCUACGAGGUCUCCGACGUGCUAAAGCUGAUCGACUCGCACAUCGAGAGCCUGGACGAACUGUUCAAGGAGCUCAAUGUGCUGGACACGCAGCCGGCGGAGGCCCAGCUGCUCACAGCUGGCCCCACCAAGGGCCCCCUGUUCGUGUGGCUCGUCUUUACCAAUCUCUUCAUGGCCACUCUAUUGGUGGUCAUCCUGGCCCUGUGCGCCUCACAGCGCAACGGCUACCGGAGGCAGCUGCGCGCCGCCAAAGUCAACAUUUUCCGUGCUCACUCAUCGCUGUCGCUGCAGCACACAAACGAGCCGGCCACGCGGGUGCCGAAUACCAACAAGCACAGUGUCCAGGGCUCGAAUCCCAUCUGGCUGAAGGGCUACGAGAACGAGUGGUUCAAGAACGAGGAGACUGCGAGCGUUGGCGGUCAGGACUCGCUGGACGACAACUUCCUGGCGGUGGCCACACAGGAUAUGCACGAAACGCUCAAGGGCACCGCCAAGCUCUUCAACAACAGCAACGAUCUAAACCGCCACUUCAAUCUGUACAAUCAAAUCGACAAGCUAACUAAUAAUGCUCAGAUUCUGGCCCGCAAGCUGGAGACCACAGAGCUGUAGCCGCAGUCCAUCGUCCAUCCAACUAUUUAUUACACCUAGUCUAGGGUAGUGUAGGGUAAUCUUAGGCCUAGCAUAUAACUAGCUCUUAAGACCCAUGUAAAUAUAUACCGAAGUACUGACUCACUGCGUAAUUGAGAUCCGUUUUUAAAGAAAAUAUAAGAACAGCUUCUGGUCAGGAAUGAUAAAAUAUAAAAUAAACUGAUUCGGCCUAA
Messenger RNA from Drosophila obscura, 6872 nucleotides. RefSeq names its product cadherin-23. Gene Ontology annotation, molecular function: calcium ion binding. Gene Ontology annotation, cellular component: plasma membrane. Bases 736 to 6660 code for a protein of 1974 amino acids. The record is from RefSeq and is a predicted model, not a curated record. The transcript is spliced from 13 exons. Gene Ontology annotation, biological process: homophilic cell-cell adhesion. NCBI's taxonomy places the organism in Eukaryota, Metazoa, Arthropoda, Insecta, Diptera, Drosophilidae.